GGUGCAUUUAAUUUUUUCAACAUUAAUUUUAAUUAAGUUAAUUAAAGAUGUACUUAAACCGAAGAACCCAUAAAGAACCAGAAAUCAACAUGCUUGUAACCAGUUCAAUGGCAGCAUGGAAUACAGGACAAUUAGGCCAAGAAUUAUUGGCAAAGGAACAAGAGAAGCUGUUAAAUCCAAUUCAAGUAGCACCAGUUAAUAAGGAACAAAAUUUAAAAGAAAUAGUAAGGAAAUAUCAGGAAAGUCAGUAUUAUAAUUAUUCUGUAUUUCUUGGCGAAUUAGGACAAUUGGGUUAUUGUACAUUGCCAAUAGAAAUGCCGACAAUCCUAGAGAUUGUACCAAAAACACAAGCAAAUGAUAGAGCAUGUGGAACUUAUGCUGAACACAGACAAAGAACUAAGCGAGAAAAUGACACAUUUGAGUGCAAUAAUGAGAAUCCCAAUAAGAAGUUCAAGACUGAUGACGGAUGGGGUGAUGAAUCAGCCACAACCACAUCAAAUUCAGGCUGGGGAGACGAAAAUGGUAUCAAAAGUGCCAAUACUAAGCCUUCAAGGCCAAAUCAAAGCCAAUCAACUUGGGAUGAUGAUGAUGAUAAUAAGCAGCAUAAAAGUCAAAAUUAUCGGUCUAAAGGCGAUAAUCGUAAAAACUAUAACUCUGCAAAUCGUAUGCAGACAGGCUGGUCUGAUGAAGAAAAUGAUCAAUCGCGAAAUAGCAAAAGAUUUGGAGAAAGUCGCGGUUAUAAUGACAAUAAUGAUCGAGGAUUUGAAAGACGUGGAGGUGGAAAUAAUGAUCGAGGCUUUCGUGGGCGUGGUCGUGGUAGAGGAAGAGGUCGUUGUGGUCAAUGGGAUGAUAAUAAUAAUGACAGAUACAAUAAUAAGAGCAAAAAUAAUGAAAGUGCAGCUGCAAGUGGCUGGUCAGACGAUGAAAGCAAGUCAACAACUAAAUCUGAUGUUGCUAACAAUAACAAGACUAAAAUUGAUCCUAUUGAUGAUUGGGACAAUCCACAGCCGACUAUAAAGCAGGAUUCAGUAACAAAUCCAAGCACAGCGUCAAAAGUUACCGAUGAUGGAUGGGAUGACUAGUUACUGCCGACCAUUAUAAUUUGAAAUAAUUCGAUAUUCAUUACUUUAACUUGAUUUUUUUAAAAAGGAAACGCCGCAUAAGAUUUGUUUUUAUUAACUUCUUAGAGAAUUUAAAGAAGUUUUUGAUAUACUUUUGUAUGAAUUUAUAUUUACGAUGAAGAAUAUAUUAAACGCGAUUUAAAAUGAA
Molecule: messenger RNA, 1269 nt
Organism: Chironomus riparius
Lineage: Eukaryota; Metazoa; Arthropoda; Insecta; Diptera; Chironomidae
Source: the annotation of a GenBank genome assembly